Amphibalanus amphitrite is the source of this 767-nucleotide messenger RNA. Its product is annotated as cuticle protein 7-like. Lineage: Eukaryota; Metazoa; Arthropoda; Thecostraca; Balanomorpha; Balanidae. Gene Ontology annotation, cellular component: extracellular matrix. The coding region runs from base 33 to 632 and encodes 199 amino acids. The transcript has 2 exons. The record is from RefSeq and is a predicted model, not a curated record.
CACCAGUCGGUCUCAACACUCCCAAACCAGACAUGAAGGUGUUCCUCGUCGCCGCCGUGCUGGCCGUGGCCGCCGCCGAUUCUCCGGCUCCGUACCACCCGACUCCGGCUCCGUACCACCCGGCUCCGGCCUACAAGCCGGCUCCCUACCACCCGCAGACCCAGUACAAGGAGGAGGCCAGGCCGUUCGCCUUCGACUACGCCGUCAACGACCACUACACCGGCACCAACUUCGCCCGCAACGAGCAGAGCGACGGUCACAACGUGCAGGGCUACUACUCGGUGGUUCUGCCCGACGGCCGUACCCAGCACGUCAAGUACACGGCUGACCGCUACGGUGGAUACAACGCCGAGGUCACCUACGACGGAUAUGCCACCUACCCCCAGCAGCACUCUGCCCCUGCCUACAAGCCUGCUCCCUACCAUCCGGCUCCUGCCUACAAGCCGGCCCCCUACCACCCGGCCCCUGCCUACAAGCCGGCCCCCUACCACCCGGCCCCUGCCUACAAGCCGGCCCCUGCCUAUAAGCCUGCCCCUGCCUACAAGCCGGCGCCCGCCUACAAGCCGGCCCCUGCCUACAAGCCGGCGCCCGCCUAUAAGCCAGCUCUUACCUACAAGCCAGCUCGCUAUUAAUUGAAUGAGAUGCGAUGAUUUGUGUGGGGAGCGGUCAGCGGAACAAGAUAGUAAUAUUAUUGAUAGGCUGAAUUGUUUGCCAAAUACAUAUAAAUGCUUGAUGAAUUUAUAAAUAUAUUAUCAUUCACCUGCGAA